Molecule: messenger RNA, 456 nt
Organism: Impatiens glandulifera
Lineage: Eukaryota; Viridiplantae; Streptophyta; Magnoliopsida; Ericales; Balsaminaceae
Product: stigma-specific STIG1-like protein 3
Exons: 1
Coding region: 1-456 (151 amino acids)
Source: RefSeq, a predicted model, not a curated record
AUGAAGUUGAGCUCGAAAACCUUAUUCUUCAUUUGGGCUAUGAUACUCCUAAUGGCUCUUGUGGCCACUUCUUUAGCAACAAAAGUUGAAAAAGAAUCUCGUGUUGAUGACGAUGAGGUGUUAGUUAAGGAAGAGAAGACGUUAAUAUCUCUUAGAGGUAUUAGCCGGUUUCUUAGCCAAAAAGAUUGGCGUCCACCGAUGACAUGCAACAAGUACCCUAGGGUUUGUCGUACAAAGGGAAGCCCGGGGCCAGAUUGCUGCAAAAAGAAGUGCGUGAAUGUGAAGAUAGACAAGGUGAAUUGUGGAAAAUGUGGAAAGAAAUGUAAGUACAUGGAAGUUUGUUGUAAAGGGAAAUGCAUUCAGCCAUUGAAGGACAAAAACAAUUGUGGUAAGUGCGGCAACAAGUGCAAGAAAGGGACUAAGUGUGCCUAUGGAAUGUGCCAUUAUGGCCAUUAA